Messenger RNA from Chelonoidis abingdonii (Abingdon island giant tortoise), 2514 nucleotides. RefSeq names its product transmembrane protein 144 (gene TMEM144). The record is from RefSeq and is a predicted model, not a curated record. Gene Ontology annotation, cellular component: membrane. Gene Ontology annotation, molecular function: carbohydrate transmembrane transporter activity. Gene Ontology annotation, biological process: carbohydrate transmembrane transport. Lineage: Eukaryota; Metazoa; Chordata; Testudines; Testudinidae.
AAAUAAGCGUUGAUACAGCGGAGCCACAAAAGGGAAGAAGGUGGGAUACAGAGGUCAGAAUCAGAAGGCUAUUCUGCUUUAUUUGCAGUUUGGGAGUUAUCCUUUCCCCUCCACUCUCAACACACACAUAGUAUGACAAGUUCCCUUCAGUAUCAAAUGUGCCCAAAAGAUAAAUGAAUGAAAGAGAAGGACGGGUGGCUGGGUGGAUGAGCCUUGAUCACAUGAGGAGGAGCAGGAACUGGAGCUGGGCACCGGCAGUUUCUGCAGAGCAAGUCAGUGCAGGAAGUCGGAACUGCAAAGAAACAAUUAAGCUGUCUGAAAGGAUCUUCGUUAAGAGCAUCACAACAAGAAGCAUUUUCAGAACAGAAAUGAAUAGCUGGACAGCAAAUAACAGUUCCGUCAACAGUAAUGGAACAGAUCUCACUAUCGGCUUUACCUCUUCUGCAAUAGCUGUCUUUUUAUUUGGGACAAACUUUGUACCUGUUAAGAAAUUUGAUACUGGUGAUGGAAUGUUCUUCCAGUGGAUUCUCUGUGCUGCAAUAUGGAUAGUAUCAUUGGUGGUGAACCUUAUUCGGAAUAGCCCUAGGUUUUGGCCUCUUGCUAUGGUUGGGGGUAGUGUAUGGGCUACAGGUAACAUUACAGUUGUCCCCAUUGUUAAAACCAUUGGUUUAGGUCUUGGACUCUUAAUCUGGGCUUCUUUUAAUUUGUUAACUGGCUGGGCAAGCUCAAGGUUCGGCUGGUUUGGAAUUGACCCAGAAGAGGUAUCAAAACCCAUCUUAAAUUAUAUUGGAGCUGGACUUUCAGUGUUAAGCACUAUCAUAUUUCUUUUUGUAAAAAGUGAAGUUCAAAGUUCUUCAACUUCGUUAGAAGUCACUCCAUUACUGGGAGAAAGGUCAGUCAACAAUUCUGAAAAUACCUAUUCUGAUGCUUCAUGGGUAGACAGUCUUUCUGCAGUACGAAAAAGAGUAAUAGGCUGUACCCUAGCAGUAGUAGCUGGAAUAUUCUAUGGUUCCAGCUUUGUGCCAGUGCUGUACAUCAAGGACCAUGGUAGAAGAAAUGGAACGGUAUACACAGGAGCAAGUCAAUUUGAUUUAGACUAUGUCUUUGCACACUUUAGUGGAAUCUUUCUCACAAGUACCAUAUAUUUUUUGAUCUACUGUGCAGUCAUGAAAAAUAAACCUAAAGUUUACCCUGAAGCCAUAAUACCAGGAUUUGUUGCUGGUGUGCUUUGGGCAAUAGCCAAUUGUUGCUGGUUCAUAGCUAAUCACUACCUCAGUGCGGUGGUCAGCUUUCCAAUAAUUACUGCAGGCCCUGGCUUUGUAGCUGCUAUGUGGGGAGUCCUGGUAUUUAAAGAAAUAAAGGGAUUGAAAAACUACCUGUUACUCUUAGUAGCAUUUUGCGUCAUUUUGGCUGGAUCACUCUCCACAGCAUUUUCUAAAAUUUGAAGGAUUGCUUGGACCAGCAGAUGGUGCUACUGGGGAAUAAAAACACUGUAAGAAGACUGCAAUCUCUGACGCUUUCUGAGAUGAUUAAUAGAUCUUGACUCUCACAAGAGACUGGCGAAUAUUCAUAAUUCACGUUUUUUUAUGCCAACUGAGAAAAUUCAGCAGAAUUUGUUUCAGGCCUGAAACAAGUAAAAGGAUAGUGUGAAAUAUUUUUUUAAAAUAUAUUGGAAGAUGCCAGUGUUGUCUUUCUGGGUGAUUGUAGGAGCAAAAAUUGGCCUUCAAAGGAUUUCAAAUAAUUUUUAUAAUUUUCUGAUAUAGUGCAUUGGUCUAUAAACUAUCAUUGAAUCAGGAUAAGUUUUAAUUCAUCUUUGCAGGUUGGAGGAUAAAGGGAAUAUUAAUUCUGGCUUCUUAAUAUUUUACUUUGCAAGGCAGUACAUUUGUUUUAAUAUACUGUGUGUUCUGGAGUAUUAGGGCUGAUAUACAAAACAAUCUGGUAACAAAGUAACCAUAACAUCACUGAAUCAAGGUUUGUUAACAGCGUUUAUUGAUGAUCAUUUUGUUUUGUUUUAUUGAAAGAAGUAGAUUACAGUUCCACUUAAAUUAUGCAAAUAUUAGUACCUUGGGCAUCAUUCUUGAAAUAUUUUCUAAAAUCUACUCAGUUGAAGUAGAAUUGUGAGGAAGUAUGCAAACAAUUUAUUCUGGAACUGGAGCAAUACCUUCAGUGUAAGAAAUGUAAGUUUGUUACCAGGUUACAUAUACAGUUAGUUAAACAUUUGUUGACAGGCUGCAAAUAUUGUGCAUUUUCUGAAUAGUCAGACUUUUUCAUACAGCACAUUCCAUGUUAAAGCUGUGGCUGUCACAGUAACAUUUUGUAAUUGGUUAUACUAAAAAUUCAUGGUAAUUUCUAUGUUGUCAAACAGGUUUUGCUCGAGGGCAAAUUGCAUGUGAUGUAUCAUGACUCGAUUUGCAUGUACAAUUUCAAAAUAGAGUGAUUUCAAAAUAGCGGUGUUAGUCUGUAUCCACAAAAAAAACAGGAAUACUUGCGGCACUUUAGAGACUAACACAUUUA